CGCGCUCCCGCGGCCCCGCUAGCGGCCGGGGCCGAGGCCGAGGCUCGGGGUCAGGGACGGAUGGCGGCGGGAGUUGUUUUGUAGGUUUCCUGGGCGCGGAGUUGGCCGAGCUGUGUAGCCCUGCCCUUCCCCUGAGAGCUCUGCGGUUCUCGUGAGACCAUGAAGCUGAACAAGAGGAGUGUGGCCCACUACGCGCGCAGCGACGCCCCGGCGGAUCACACCGGCUUCCUGCGCACGUGGGGGGGUCCAGGAACCCCACCCACUCCCAGUGGCACUGGCCGAAGAUGCUGGUUUGUCCUCAAGGGCAACUUGCUCUUCUCCUUUGAGAGCCCCGACGGCCGGGCCCCGCUCAGCCUGGUGGUGCUGGAGGGCUGCACCGUGGAGUUGGCGGAGGCGCCCGUGCCUGAGGAGUUUGCCUUUGCCAUCCGCUUUGAUGCCCCUGGAGUGCGCCCACACCUGCUGGCAGCGGACGGGCAGGCGGCCCAAGAGGCCUGGGUGAAGGCCCUGUCCCGGGCCAGCUUCGGCUACAUGCGUCUGGUGGUACGAGAGCUGGAGAGCCAGCUGCAGGAUGCCCGCCAGAGCCUGGCCUUGCAGCGCUCCUCACCCUGGAAGGUCACCGCCACUCACCGAAAGCCACAGGCUCCGGACCGCUGCUCUCCAGCCUGGGGGAAUGGCCACUUCCUCCCCAGGGACCACAGCCCCGGGUGCUUCACGGAAGAAGGAGGCAGCAGGCCAGCUGGGCGGGAUCCCGUAGAGCGGGAAUUGCAGGGCCCUGCCAGCCUCCUCCGAAGCAGAGGGCAGAGCCCUGUGUCCCCUGAGACCUCCUGCUUCUCUACCCUGCACAACUGGUAUGGCCAGGAGAUUGUGGCGCUGAGACACAGGUGGCAGCAGAGGGUGCAAGGUAGCCAGCCAGAACAUGAGCGACAGGACAGGCCCUGAACCUUUCAAGCUGUGGCCCUGUCCUGCUGGUUAGGACACUGUGGCCCAUCCAUCUUCCUUCCUUCCUUCUUUUCUUUCUUUGAGUUGGUAC
Messenger RNA from Perognathus longimembris pacificus (Pacific pocket mouse), 1030 nucleotides. RefSeq names its product PH domain containing endocytic trafficking adaptor 2 (gene Pheta2). The coding region runs from base 160 to 939 and encodes 259 amino acids. The record is from RefSeq and is a predicted model, not a curated record. The transcript is spliced from 3 exons. Gene Ontology annotation, biological process: receptor recycling; endosome organization; retrograde transport, endosome to Golgi. Gene Ontology annotation, cellular component: trans-Golgi network; recycling endosome; early endosome. Lineage: Eukaryota; Metazoa; Chordata; Mammalia; Rodentia; Heteromyidae.